This is a messenger RNA of Penicillium brevicompactum, 384 nucleotides long. Its product is annotated as DNA-directed RNA polymerase II core subunit RPB9. The coding region runs from base 1 to 384 and encodes 127 amino acids. Gene Ontology annotation, cellular component: RNA polymerase II, core complex. The record is from RefSeq and is a predicted model, not a curated record. Lineage: Eukaryota; Fungi; Ascomycota; Eurotiomycetes; Eurotiales; Aspergillaceae. Gene Ontology annotation, molecular function: DNA-directed RNA polymerase activity; zinc ion binding; nucleic acid binding. Gene Ontology annotation, biological process: transcription-coupled nucleotide-excision repair; maintenance of transcriptional fidelity during transcription elongation by RNA polymerase II; transcription initiation at RNA polymerase II promoter. The transcript is spliced from 4 exons.
AUGGCCAGUCCCUCACCCUCCGCCGCCGACGAGACCCAGCAGGGAAAGCAGAUUCACUUCAAGUUCUGCCGUGAAUGCUCUAACCUCCUCUACCCCAAGGAAGAUCGCGCUACCAACCAACUUAUGUUCACUUGCCGCACCUGUCACGUCGGUGAGCCGGCCACCUCUUACUGUGUGUACCAGAACAAGCUCCACAGUCAAGUCGGAGAUACUGCUGGUGUGACUCAGGAUGUGGCUUCCGACCCUACGCUUCCCCGAGCGAACAAGACAUGCCCCAGCUGCCUCGAAACAGAAGCCGUCUUCUUCCAGUCGCAACAAAGAUCCGCUGAGACAGGAAUGAAACUUUACUACGUCUGCUGCGCAUGCGGAAAUGUCUACAUGUGA